Stylonychia lemnae is the source of this 1167-nucleotide messenger RNA. Lineage: Eukaryota; Ciliophora; Spirotrichea; Sporadotrichida; Oxytrichidae. The record is from the annotation of a GenBank genome assembly.
AUGACAAAUUUAGCUAGAUUAAAGAGGAAUAGAUACUAACAGAGAGUCUAGAGUGCUGAAUCUGGUAAAAUCUUUAGCAGUGAUCAAUUUACUGCUUAAUUUGAUCCUCAUCGUUAGAUUUAUGCUCAUAUUGAUCACUCUAAGCGUUAUGCUUAUUUUGUGAAGUACUUGCCUCAAAAUAAGCUAUAAAAAGAUAUCAUGAAUAUUAAGCAGAAUUUCCCCCUUCAAAAAAUUAACGAGAUAAGUCUCUAAAUAGUUGAUGAACUGCUAUAAAAUCCUUAAACAGAUGUUAUUUUGAUCAGUGAACUUAGCAAUUUAGAUUAGAAAGUUAAAAAAUAUCAAGAUUCAGCAGAAAAAGAAAGACUAAGAUGCACUAACUUCAAUUAUAAAAAAAUUAAAAUAAAUAAAAGAAAGUUGAGCUCACAGAUGUAACUUCAUCAUAUUCAAUAACAGGGAUAGACAGAAUUCUAGAAAUUGUUUCGAUAAAAUAUCACUAAUAUGAACUUUAAUCCAGUUCUUCUCAGCUGUCUGGAGCAGAGAAUAUAGGUGCAGAGUAAAUUGGAAGUAAUCAAUAAUAAGCUCGAGAAAAAUCUAGAAAAUACUGCUUAGAUUAAGGAUGGAAUCAGAUUAAUAGAGAAAGAAGUAACUGAUAUGAAAGGAAAAAUCUAGUUUUUGAAAAAUAUUUUGCGAAGAUUUUAUGAUGCAGUCUUGAGACUAUCAAUUACAGAUAGAGAAAAAAAUAGAAUCUAAAAGUUGCUUUUGUAAUUCAAGAUAGAGCCUUUAGUGGAUUAUGAUAUUGAUUUGUAACCAAAAUCUUAGAUUAAUGCAACUAAAAAUAUUGAGCAAAAAGAAUUAAAGAAAAGUAGUGAUUAUUACCAAAUUACGAGUCCAAGUGGUUAUGAAGUAAACAAUAUGCAAGAACUAUUAGUCGAUGAUUCUUCAUAUUAGGUUUCGAGACCAAAGAUAUUUAUGAAAUCGAGAGAGUCAAACUAAAGUAGCCCAUAGGUGAGAGAUAUCAGAUUAUCAGAUUAAUUUCUAAGUUCUAGAAAUCCCUUAAAUAACAACAAUCAGACUCUAUCACCUCACAUUAUAGGUAAAUCAAGAAAUACCUUCUGUAAUACUUCAUAAGGAGUUAGAGUAAUGUUCAAAUCUGCUAACCUACUAUGA